AUGGAUGAUCGCAUUAGUGAAUUGCCUGACGACAUCUUGUGUGAUAUGCUCACAACAUUAUCCAUGAAAGAUUUGUUGAAAUCCAGUAUACUGUCUAAAAGGUGGUCCAAACUUUGGGGUUCAAGGAGAGAUCUCUACUUUGAUGUCUUCAAUGUGUUUGGAAGCAGCGAGAAGGAACUACAAAAAACUGGGUAUCUCAUUGAUGUCACUAGUCGCUUUUCUGUUGAUAGAUGUAUCGAUUUGUAUAAGACUAAGGAUGAAUUUGUAAAACGAGUAGAUCAAUUUGUCAAGAAUUUUCCUGGCACAGUGAUCAAUUCUUUCCUAGUGAGCUUCUAUUUAAAUUGUGAACAAAGCAACACAAUUGAUCAAUGGAUAAGUUUUGCAAUUGCAAAGGGAGUUGGAAUGAUCGAUUUACUCUUUCUUGGAGAGCCUUAUCCAGCUCACCCUAAUCCUCACCCAGAUCCAAGCAAACGUUACAAAUUUGCCUUUGACUUAUUUUCGGAGACUACUGCUUCUGCUCUAAAACAUCUACGUCUUGAAUGUUGUAUUGUUUGCAAUCCAACCAAUUGUGACUUUAUUCCAUUCAAGAAUUUGACAUAUCUUUCACUUAAUGAAGUAAAAGUGGAUGAAAUGUUCAUAGAAAGUUUGUUAUCUAAUUGUGGACUGCUUGAAGAGCUUUGCUUAGUUUAUUUUUAG
Messenger RNA from Medicago truncatula (barrel medic), 696 nucleotides. Its product is annotated as F-box/FBD/LRR-repeat protein At1g13570. The transcript is spliced from 2 exons. Lineage: Eukaryota; Viridiplantae; Streptophyta; Magnoliopsida; Fabales; Fabaceae. The record is from RefSeq and is a predicted model, not a curated record. The coding region runs from base 1 to 696 and encodes 231 amino acids. Gene Ontology annotation, molecular function: protein binding.